Epinephelus moara (kelp grouper) is the source of this 3863-nucleotide messenger RNA. RefSeq names its product LIM homeobox 5 (gene lhx5). The record is from RefSeq and is a predicted model, not a curated record. Gene Ontology annotation, biological process: regulation of transcription by RNA polymerase II; neuron differentiation. Gene Ontology annotation, cellular component: nucleus. The coding region runs from base 837 to 2027 and encodes 396 amino acids. Gene Ontology annotation, molecular function: RNA polymerase II transcription regulatory region sequence-specific DNA binding; DNA-binding transcription factor activity, RNA polymerase II-specific. NCBI's taxonomy places the organism in Eukaryota, Metazoa, Chordata, Actinopteri, Perciformes, Serranidae. The transcript is spliced from 5 exons.
CCCACUCCCAGCGCAUCUAUUCACAUUCAUGUAGACGCGCCUGUUGUGCAGGUAUUUCCUCACCUGCAGCGGGUUUCUGUGGACUUUCAAGUUGAAGGUCCGAGCAGAUGCUGCAGGAGGCUGUCUGAUGCUGUCUGCUCCUCACACAGUCACUGCUGACCCGCUAUGAAACCUUCCACAUGCAGGCUGGCCUCUCAGAGCGCCACUACAAACACCCUGCAUGCGCGGCCCUGGUGUUUCUGCGCGCCGCGUGUGAUUCAGGUUCGCUCGGAGGCUACAGCUAUGGACGUGUAACCAUAACAACUGUGUUCUGAUUGGCUCUCCUGGCACGGGAAUUAACAAGGGCGUCAUCCAAUGUGAGCGCAGGAUGCGCGUCGCGCUGGCAAAACCUCGUGAUAACCCAGGCACAGUGAUGCGAAAGUGGCGGCGUGAGGUGAGCCCGAAGGAAAUGACUGGAGCCAAAACAAAGCACGAGCAGAGGGAUGAAAUAUUAGAAAUAAACACGUGUGAAUGAUGAUGUUUUAACAGAGUGCGCGCGAGAAAACAUGUCCGGUGUGUCCAUUACGCAGUCCAUCAGCUGGCGCGGCUGAGAUCUCUCUUCCUCUCCUCUGGAUUGUGGAUUGUGACAAGUGCCAGGACAGCAGCCAAACAGGAGCAGGACUACAACGCUUCCCGGGGAUUGUCACUCCGCUGAUCGGGGAGCUUCUUCCACUUUUCGCCUGACAGCACACCUCCCCGGAGCCAAGACGUUGUUCCGCGUAGACCCGGGUUGCCCCAGUCCGAGCAGCGCAGUCCGUGUGGGAAGGUCGGCACUCGGCGUCCUGCAGGCCGGAGACAUGAUGGUCCACUGUGCCGGGUGCGAACGGCCCAUCCUGGACCGGUUCCUCCUCAACGUGCUGGACAGAGCCUGGCACGCCAAGUGCGUCCAGUGCUGCGAGUGCAACUGCAACCUCACCGAGAAGUGCUUCUCCAGGGACGGAAAGCUCUAUUGCAAAAUGGACUUUUUCAGGCGCUUUGGCACUAAAUGCGCGGGCUGUCUGCAGGGAAUCUCGCCAAACGACUUGGUCCGCAAAGCCCGCAGCAAGGUGUUCCACCUGAACUGCUUCACCUGCAUGGUGUGUAACAAGCAGCUGUCCACGGGAGAGGAGCUCUACGUGAUAGACGAGAACAAGUUCGUGUGCAAAGAAGAUUACAUGAGCUCCGGGGCCAUUAAGGAAGUCAACUUGAACUCAGUGUCGUCGUGUACAGAUAGGAGUUUAUCGCCGGAUCUGCAGGACCCAAUGCAGGACGACAUAAAGGAGACGGACAAUUCCACGUCCUCAGAUAAGGAAACGAACAAUAUAGAGAACGAGGAGCAGAACUCGGGGACCAAGAGGCGGGGGCCCCGGACCACCAUCAAGGCCAAGCAGCUGGAAACGUUAAAGGCCGCGUUUGUCGCCACGCCGAAGCCGACCCGGCACAUCCGGGAACAGCUGGCCCAGGAGACGGGACUGAACAUGCGGGUGAUCCAGGUUUGGUUCCAGAACAGAAGAUCCAAAGAGAGACGGAUGAAGCAGCUGAGUGCUCUGGGGGCCCGGCGGCACGCCUUCUUCAGGGGCCCCAGGAGGAUGAGGCCCCUGGGAGGCAGGCUGGAGGAUCCGGACAUCUUAGGACCGGGGGCCUACGGUUACUACGGAGAAUACCAAGGUGACUAUUACGGACCAGGAGGUAACUACGACUUCUUCCCCCACGGCCCACCAUCCUCACAGGCUCAGUCUCCAGCCGAGUCCCCCUACAUCCUGGGCUCUGGACCCGGAGCCAUGGAGGGAUCGGGCCACCACCCCUCAGACGACCAAAGGUUCACGGACAUGAUCUCCCAUGCGGAAACCCCCAGUCCGGAGCCGGGCUUACCGAGCUCCCUGCAGCCUGUCCAGGGGGAGGCAUACGGGGGCGGACCCAGUCCUCCUUUCUCCUUGGCUAGUAACUCCAGCUACAGUGCUCCUAUGUCCCACCAAGGCCCGGAGAUGGGAGAAACCACAGCCUGGUAAAGGAUGAAGCGCAGGGACCGUUCCUGGGCUGGAGGUCAGCCUAGUUAAUUCAGGAGAUGAAUGAAAAUUGUGGAGUGGAAAGAACUGGUGAGAUUUUUACGGAGGACUUUUUAAAAUCACGGACUGAUUUUCACAAUUGAAGGAAUCGAGAAUGGGACAGCCUACUGGAAAAAGUAAUAUUUGCUGCCCGGUAGACACUCCAAAGCAUAUCCCUUCCUGGAUUAUGGGACUUGAAUUAUUUAAAAACAAAAAGAAUUUGCGAUUCCACCCAGCAAAAAUGCUUCUCGCCUUCCCCUUGAUGUUAACGAAGGUAUCUUCUAAUGCUCUAGGAACACAUUAGAGAGAAAUGCCAAAGGGGACAUCUCUAGUUCUCUUAAUUUCUCACCACAUUUUUGUUUUUAAAACCGUUGCUUAAAAGCAUUAUUAAUUUUUUUCAUUCUGUUCAUCGCAACACGACCCUCAAUAUUAGAGACAAAGGACCAGGUUUUCAUACACGCUUUUACGUUGAUAUACGAACACGUAUGUGGCGAUCAAGGCACAAAAAACGUUGCUUUAAACAUUCUCCUCUGUAAGACAAUAUGUCAGAUCAAAGGCUGCUUCUUGAUAGAAACCACACACACACACACACACACACACACACACACACACACACACAGACAUGCACACACACCUCUGGCAUUGACUUUCUCUAGCACACAUCUCAGCUUUAAGUCCCUUAAUGCACAAAAAGCGUUCUUGAUCAUAGCUCAAAAGAAGGAUGUCUAUACCAUUAUUUCAAAACACGGACACAAUUAUACAGACACUUGUGCUCACUCAAGCACGCACACACACACACACACACACACACACACACACACGCACACACACACAAAUCUUACACCCAUCCAGCCGGCCCUGAUAGUUCUGCUCUGCAGACUGCUUCACCUGACCUUCCUUUUGUUACUGUCCCUUUUAAAAAACAUGUUUUAAUGGAAAUGAUUUUCAAAAGAACAUUGAACCCAUAAUGGAGAAUCUACUUCAACAGCUGAGGUCUCCUUCCUCUAAAGAGAGAAAACAAAAGAGGGGGCAGACAACAUCUGUGACAUUACCACUGUCUGCUCUGAAGCACUCAUUGCCAUCUAGUGGCCUUAAGACACACUGAAUUAAAAAAUCAGCUCAAAGCAGCAGCAGCAGCAGCAGCAGCAGCAGCAGCGUCCGGCUGUGUAUAUGUGAACAUCUCUGCGCUGUGGAGGACAAAUUCUUAUUUUUUUUUUUUUCCUUUAUUUCUAAAUAAUGACAAUAGAUAAUUCUGUAGUUUCAGGGCCAAGUGUCAUCAGGGCUCCAAUUUGAAAAGUCAGCCUUUGUGCAGUCACAUGAAAAGAAACAAUAUUUCCAUACUCUCCUCAUAAUACUGCUUCUGAAAGGAGACACACAAACCACGUUAGCUGAUAUUUUUCAGUACAAAACCUCACCUAAUUUUUUUUCCAUUUUAAUUUCAUCUAGUCUUUCAGCCAUCUCCGCUUCAUCGACACGUCUUGAACAGAACACAUCCAGCACGUGUAACGCUGUGUUUUCGGCCACACUGAUUUAUCUCGACUUGAAAUAUUGUUUUGAGAUCAUUUGCGUUUCCUUUGGACGUUGUAUAAGAUCUAGAGAGAAUGUGUCUUAUUUCUGAUGUAUUGAGAUAUUCUUGGAUACAAACGUGUGUGUGUGUGUGUGUGUGUGUGUGUGUGUGUGUGUGUGCUGAGUGCUUGGGGGUAUGCGUGCUCAUGUGUGUGUGCAUUGAAGGGGGGGAAAGGGGCAAGGCUGUAUUAUUUCUAUGUAAAUAGCACUGGUAAUAAAACCUUCUCUUACAAC